AUGCGUACGACCGAAAGUUUCCAGCGGUCUUAGGUACAUCGCAUCUUUGUGCGAACGUCAUUGGUGGAUUUGUCAGUCGUCAAUCUCCAAGGCCCGAGCUCGAAAUUCAUUCCUUCGAGUUCAUUCCUCGUCGACGGGCACACGGACAUAUCGUGAAUGACAACGACGACGACGACGACGACGACGACGCGAUUAACAACUGCCAUUCGAGUCGUCUGUUCGCGCAUCCAGCGGCCUCGAGCGCAGUCGAGUCGAGUCGCGAGAAUCCCCUCGGUAAUAGGACGGAAAUAAUUCAGAUCGGUUCCAUUUUAAAUUAAUACGUCGCGGCGCGCUGCUGGGUCGGUCGAUGGAUCAUUUCCAAUUAUCCGGCGGUCGUAUUUCCCGUCCUACGAUCGCUCCCUCCCGCCGAAAAAAAUUUCCUUGCCUCUGUCCGUCCGCGAAAAGUCUCCGACGGCCAAUUAUCUCGACCGGUUUCCUUCUUCUCUCCCCCCCCCCUGCCUCUCCCUCCCUGCCAUGUCAGGGAAGAUGCUUGACGCUCCGAUAGUUACCGAGAUACCGACAAUGUCGAGAUAGACAUUCAGAAACCGCCUCGCAUUGUACUUUUCGCAUACUUCCGUGCAUCUGUUCGGCGAAUACGAAGGAAAGUGCCAUCAAUCGUCCUUUCUCCCUUAUAUCGAAACGUCGUCGUUGUACACCCUGACGGAGUUUCUCAUAUAAAUCACGAUCGCGUGCUGCGCUGUUGUGUUGCUGUGUACGCGGAGCGCAAGAAAAUUGAUGGAACAAUAUCCGGGGAGAGGAAGUGGGAGGUGUAUUUAGAGUCGAUCUUUUUGCAGCGACGGCCAGGACAAAAGCGAUCCUUGCUAGCGCCGCGCGAUAGGCGCUUUGGCGACUAACUAAUGAAACGACGUUAAUCCAUUACACGGAGUGUCUGCCCAUUAAUCAUUCGACCCGUCCAGUUGGCCUGGAAGGAGCAAAAGUGCCUCCCACUAUCGCAGUAUAGGGGUUAGUGACCCCUUCUCCGAAAUUAUGCCUGCUUUUCGCAACGAGGACAAAAAGAUUCGGCUCCGAAAGCGUGGGGGUGCUAAGCCGAGGAAUGGAGGGAACGUGGCAGUGGGAGCAGCGAAAGCACUGCCAUAUCAUUCUGCUCAACUCUUUGUCGUACCUAAAGGAGAACCCGGAACAGACAGCAGAUGAACGGAAACGGCUGCACGACCGCUACGGCAAGGAAACCGACGUCCUGAAGACGAAGAGUCGCGUGCCAGGCCUGUAGCGCUCGGUAAGGAAGACAGGGAACCCCGGGGCACCGUCGAGCACAAGAAGAGGGGGUCGUCAUGGGCCCGGCAAGCCAAAUCGUACCCCACUGAGCGAUGCAAGUAGUUAGGGCCGGGGCCCUGCUAGUGAGCAUGUGGCUCACUAGAGAAUGAAGAAGCAAAACGUCCGGACCCUAUCAUUAAUCGUUUUCACGUUUACCUAUCUCCUCGUCGGUGCUGCAAUCUUCGACGUACUCGAGUCCGAGACGGAGAAAUCACGCAAGGAAGCAUUGGACGCCAUUGAGAAAAUGGUCAUUCGAAAAUAUAAUAUAAGCGAGGACGACUUCAAGAUCAUGGAAACAGUGGUGCUGAAGACGGAACCUCAUAAGGCUGGCCAACAGUGGAAGUUUGCCGGCGCGUUUUAUUAUGCCACAACGGUCCUCACUACGAUAGGUUACGGACACUCGACGCCAAAUACCAUAAGCGGCAAACUGUUCACGAUGUUCUAUGCGAUUGUCGGUAUCCCAUUAGGACUCGUAAUGUUCCAGAGCAUAGGAGAACGCUUGAAUAAGUUCUCGUCCGUCGUAAUACGGAAUGUAAAGCGGCUUCUAAACUGCAAGGACGUCCAGGCCUCGGAGAUUAAUCUCAUCUGCGUGGUAACGACUCUGUCGUGCUUGACCAUUGCCGGCGGUGCUGCCGCGUUCUCCAGAUACGAAGGGUGGACCUACUUCGAUUCUAUUUACUAUUGUUUUAUCACUCUGACGACCAUCGGCUUCGGCGACAUGGUCGCGCUACAGAGGGACAACGCACUGAACAAGAAGCCCGAGUACGUGAUGUUCGCCUUAAUAUUCAUCCUCUUCGGCUUGGCGAUCGUCGCUGCUUCGUUGAAUCUAUUGGUCUUGAGAUUCGUGACGAUGAACACGGAGGACGAAAGACGAGACGAAGCCGAAGCGUUACAGGCGGCUCAAGGCGCGGUGCGCCUCGAGGGUGACGUGAUAACGGCGAACGGCUCGAUACUAUCCGGUCAGAUCGGCAAUCAGGGCGACGCGAUAUCGUUGGAUGACGAGACGUCCGUGUGCAGUUGUCGUUGCAACGGUUUCCAGAAGAAGCGGCGGAGACCGCGCUUCACGGUCCGUCGCUCGCCAGGCAAGAUCUCGCACCUGCUGCAGAUGCAACAGCUGUCGGCGCUGAAUGUGCACGGCGACGACGAGUUGCGCCCGCCGCCGCUCACGCCUCUUCUGCAACUGCCGCCGCUGCAUCAGCAUCGCGCCAGUAUCUGACGUUGCUCGGGCGCGAGGAGCCUGAUGCUGGAUCUAGAUGAGGACGAUCGGUAUUACCAUCACCAGCAUCAACUGCAGCCGCGGCGGCUGUCCGUCUGAGAGAGCAUCGUUUCUGCCUGCCCUGCAGCCGCCAUUUCAACGAAUUUUAAUCGUCGUCGCGAGACGCUAUCAUCACCGCCACGAGUUCUCCUCUCUCUCUCUCUCUCUCUCUCUCUCUC
Harpegnathos saltator (Jerdon's jumping ant) is the source of this 2748-nucleotide messenger RNA. RefSeq names its product TWIK-related acid-sensitive K[+] channel 6 (gene Task6). The transcript is spliced from 8 exons. Gene Ontology annotation, molecular function: outward rectifier potassium channel activity; potassium ion leak channel activity. Gene Ontology annotation, biological process: potassium ion transmembrane transport; stabilization of membrane potential. Lineage: Eukaryota; Metazoa; Arthropoda; Insecta; Hymenoptera; Formicidae. The record is from RefSeq and is a predicted model, not a curated record. Gene Ontology annotation, cellular component: plasma membrane. The coding region runs from base 1421 to 2530 and encodes 369 amino acids.